Molecule: messenger RNA, 507 nt
Organism: Hyaloscypha bicolor E
Lineage: Eukaryota; Fungi; Ascomycota; Leotiomycetes; Helotiales; Hyaloscyphaceae
Exons: 1
Coding region: 34-324 (96 amino acids)
Source: RefSeq, a predicted model, not a curated record
AGGGGUCGUGAGAGAUGAGGUGAUUGGUUGAUCAUGACGAUUGAGCCUUCCCGCUUUGCAAGGGUUCUCAGGAUCGGAGGGCUAAAUAAAAGCGGGUCACUCUGGGAAUGGAAACAGAGGAUGCGGAGGUUGAGUAGAGCUAGUUUUAGUGGAUUGGGGGUCCUAGUCAGAUUAAGUCAGUGCGUGAGGUGCGCCUGUUGGUCGGGCAUAGUUCCCGGCUUCUGGGUGAUAUAUAGGACCCUUAAGCCCCGCCGUUUCUGGUCUUUGAAAAGCAUAUUCACAUCAAGGUACUGGUACCUCAUCUGCAAAUAUUUAUAUCGUUGAUCGAAUCUCCUUUCUGCCAGAACAACUCCUCUAUUCUACCUUCCCAUACUCUCAACUACUUUCCUCACCUCCAAGAACUUCAAAUUCCAAAUGUCGUCCUCAACAACACACCUCCAAAACCCACAACCAUCGACGGAAUAUGAUAUGGACGGACAAUUUUCUCUCUCCGCAUAUGCAAGGACG